AUCAGUUGGUUCCACCAAUUCCUCUUUCCGUUAGGAAAGAUCUUGAAGUUCUAGCCAAAAAGGAGCUCAUACUAUAUGCAAGCAUUUCAGAAAAAAUCACCUAAAAAGCCAGUUUUCGAGUCUCUCAAAACUUUGGAUUGAUUUAUUUCUUAUAAGCCAAGCUUAAAGCAAAGUUUUCAAAGCCAGCAAAAUCCUUUAUCAGUCGGAAUUCAAUGCACAUCAAAUUCAGGCUCCCCAAGAAACAUCACCUUAGAUCCCAAACCUAAGCCUUCUCACAAGAGAGCCCAAAGCUACAACUUUCCUACCCCACAGCCCAAAUACAGAACCCUUUAUAAUAAGCUGAGAUCUCGCCCUUCUUCUCCAGUAAAAAUAGCAAGAUCUUCCUGCAUUUCUCCUGAUUACAUACCACGUUCACACAAAUUUUCCCAGCCCUCUUUUUCUAUUUUAGGUGAAAAAGCAGACAGAACAUCAAAGCUGAAAGCUCCUUCAAUAACUCAAAAAAGCUACCAAUCAGCAAGACCUUUUUCUCAUUAUUCCACUCGUGUACAGCAGAAUCCAAAGCUAGAGAGGACUUUACUAGGAAAAUAUGUGUAUAUUGAUAGCAACCCAUAUGAUGAUUUUAAUUCUUCGAGACAUAAACUCUUACUCACCCCCCUCCAUGAGUGAACAAAAAAAUUUUGUUCACUCACGGACGGGGGUUAAUUUUUUUUUUUAAAAAAAUUUAUAUAUAAAUUUUUUAUAAAAUUUUUUUUUUUCGAAAUUUAAAAAAAUCUCACUUCUAUAAAAAUUGGAAAGCAAAUAUUAAUUUAAUUUGUAAAAUUUAUGUUUUAAAACGCAAUUUGUUUAAAAUUAAACAGAAUUAGCUCGAGAUUUCAUUAUAAUAAUUAUCACUUAUAUAUCAAAUUUUUUCCAUAAAAAAAGUUUUGUUCACUCACGGAGGGGUUUUUGGGCAAAACAUAGCGAUUUUUCUAAUGGUUUUGUUCACUCACGGAGGGGGGAGUUAAGUUUUUCAUCAAAUAAGAAGGAGAAGGCUCAUAGCAAAAAUAAAAAACAGAGAAAAGAAGAAAAAGAUUAUUUCAAAAUAAUUAAUGUCCAGAAUUCUUCUAUGCUUGCGGGCUCGAAAAGUUCGUCUAAAGAGUCUUUAUCACAAACUUCUUUCGAAAUAAACCUCCCGCGAUAUACUUAG
Blepharisma stoltei is the source of this 1186-nucleotide messenger RNA. Lineage: Eukaryota; Ciliophora; Heterotrichea; Heterotrichida; Blepharismidae. The record is from the annotation of a GenBank genome assembly.